GAAACAGUAAGCCUCGUUUUCGCGGGAGAUAUCAGUUUCUCGGAUCCAGUACGCGCUGAUGUCCAUCGCAACUUUUACUCCUACAAAGACACUUUGAGUCAUGUGGCCCAUUACGUCAGAGAUGCUGACAUUUCCUUUGCAAACCUGGAGUCUCCCAUUGUUCCUAAGGAAUCGCUGGAAAAUAAAAAUGUGGGACCAAAAGUAAUUUUUCUCUACGCUGAAAAACAAAGUGUUUCAGCUUUAAGGUAGGUUAGAAGAGACAGUGGACAUUGUUUAUUUUCAUUUUUGUCCUUUUACUGGCAUCGGGGGGGAUCAGCAACAUUCCAGCCUUAGAGAAAAAGACUUAUCUACCUUACCUGAUAAUAUAAUAGAGCGAUUUUACUUGACCCGUGAAACAGAUAAUAGACCUUGUCACGGUUUUCGACGCCAUCUUGACGAGUAGGCAAACGUGUGAAAAAUUACAGUGUUUGUAUGAGAAUCUAAUGUUGAAUAAUUUGAAUGUAAACUAAAAUUUACUAAAAAAUUUGUUCUGUGCUUAAAUUUCUCGGGAGGCUUGCUUUAGAUUUUCCAUCUAUUUGUCUGUAAUUUUUCCUGGGACUUUCUUAACUUUUUAAAAUUUUCCAUACAUUGGUCUGUGUUCUAGGUCUUCUAGCGCAUAUAACGCCCACAAUUUUUUUCAGUAGAAUCCUUAGGAGCGAAGCUUUAGUUUAAAAUUGAUAUUUUUUUUUCAAAACAAUCGUUUUACGGGAAUUAUUCUACAUUAGAUUCUCAUACAGAUACUAGAAUUUGUCACGCGUUUGCCUACUCGUCAAGAUGGCGUCGAAAACCGUGACAAGUUCUAUAACAACUACUGCAAAAUAGCUUCAAAUAAACAAAAAAAGACAAUAGAACUAGUACAUAAUAGUGCGUAGUAUUCUACUACCUAUUUCACGGGUAAAGUAAAAUCACUCUAAGUCAGUGCACCAGUAGCAGUUUAGCAUUCGCGAAUAAACGAGUAAUUUCAUUUCAACGUUUUUUUAACUAGUAUUUUGCAAUCUUUUUGUUUUCCUUGUGUUUUAAGGUUUACUAUAUGACCCUUUCAAAAAAUAAUCGGAUAGAAAAUAAAUCGGUUCAGAUUCUCAAAUGUUUGGUAGCUCGCAUCGUAAAUGCAUUCAAGUCAGUUGUAACCUGCCUGGAAGCUCCCCAUUGGAGUACUUGAAUCGAGAGCUUCCACUAACGUCGGCUAAGCGAGGGAAAGGCUAGCCUGCGUAGCAAGCGUUUCCAAUCACUCUCGUCCCGACGUUCUCGACGAACUCGCGCGGAAACGCUUGCUACGCAGGCUAGGGAAAGGCGAGACCCGAGGGAAUUUCCCCGCGCAGAGGAUACUCUUUACCAAACGCUUGCCCCCGCGUGAGAUCGCUCUCCUUUCAUGCCGGAUAUUACAAUCAGAGAGCUGGCUUGAAGAGUACACAAAAUCUCACUCGUCUUUCGCAGGCUUGCGGGAUUUGACGUCAUGACGAUAGCAAAUAAUCACCUUAAUGACUUUGGCGAGUUUCCCGUGAAUUAUACAGUAAACACUUUGAGAAAUGCUGGAAUAAAAGCUAUUGGUGCAACUUACGGACCAUUCAACUCUCAUCAGGUAAUUAAUAACUAUUGUAGCAUGGUGUAAAGUGAGCCUUUAAUAUUCAAACCUUCACUAAUUGUAAUAUUCGAGCAUAAUCAUUUCCAACGUAGAUGUUUAGACACUGUUUAGAUAUAAGAAAUUUGGAUUUUGAAUUACACACUGUGAUUUGGAACUCGAGGAAAAUUGUACGUUAAUUGACACAAGAAUGUACUUAUUCAGGGAAAAUUUCAUCCCGUUCUAAGAUAUUUUCGAUUUGUUGAUUUAACCAGAUUUGAAGGAACGAAUUUGAAAAUGAGAGGGCAGCAAGGUAAGUAGUGCUGGUGGCACACUUAAAUUUAAUGGAUUAGAGGCCCACUCCUGAAGGGGGCACUGCUGCCCGUCCCCUUCCCCACACCUCCCCCUAGCUAUUUCUACGGCCAUGUGAACAUCCACCGUAAUAGGAGAACCAGGGAAGGUUAGCAAACCAGUUUGCGCGUGUUUUUUUCUUUUGAGUUUUGUAGGUUCCUGUCAUCCUAGAGAGAAAAUCGUUAAAGAUCGGGGUCUUAGCAUACUGUUUGACGCAUGGAGGAAAAACUGAUAAAGUUCAAAACUGCACUGAACUUAGGAGUCUUUUCAAGGGAGGACCAGCUAUUUAUCGUAGAGAUGUUGCAAGAGUUGAUGUUGAAAGAUUAAAGGUAGGUCAGGAUUCCAGUUUUUGACUCAGUAAGAACACAAUUUAUGUAUGUCGGCGUAUAACGCAGUUUUUAGACAAGGGCCUAAUUUGUUCAAGGAAUGGCUAGAUUGCUCUUUGGAUGUGGUAAUGUUGUAAAUGAAAACCACUAUUACCGAUAUAUAGGGAGUCAAGGCAUCAAAAACUAGGAAAACAUUAUCAAUUGACGUUGGGUGUCUGCCUCAUAACAUUUUGAAGAAAGAGCAUAAUUUUUUCCUUUAAAAGUCACGAAAUAAAUGACUUCCUUGACCACGACACACUUCGGCCUAAACACUUCAUUUUCACACUAGUACUCUGUCAUUUUUCCACUCCUCUAUGAUUAAAAUCGUCUAUUUUAAUAUAAAUCUCUUUGAAUAAAACGAACCUAGAACAUAUAAAAAUAGGGUGAAAAAGGAAGACGCGUGCUCUGUAUUUCCUCCAAGAGGUAUCUAUAUGCCCUUAAAUAUCUCUCCGUUGACUGGUCUGAUUUAGGCAAGAAAAGUUGACGUAAUUGUUAUUUUGAUGCACUGGGGCCGAGAAUACCGUCCUCGAAUGAAUGGCUUACAAAGGCGAAUAGCUACGUAUCUGACGUCACUCGGCGUGCAUGUCAUCAUUGGCUCUCAUCCGCACGUGAUGCAGCCGUACAGCUACCGCGACAAACGAUUUGUUGCUUACAGCUUAGGAAAUUUACUCUUCUCCCAUGAAUGGACUCCAGAAAAAUUUAGGGUAGGUUAUUGUCUCUUUCUCUUUUUCCUUUUCUUUCUGCACUGUGAUAUUCGCUUGAACUUACAACGUACAACAAUAGCCGAGGACAGCGGAGGAAGAUCAAGAGUAGGUCAUUACCGAGUUCCAAAAACACUCACUUUCAAAACGGCUAAGUCACAGAAGUGGAAAACCGUUCUUAUGAUAAGUAGUUUUAUCUGCAUGAGAACGAAAAAUCAUUGGCUUUACACUUAGCCUCGAUUAAAAACAGAGGCUUCGGGCUACAAGGAAGGGGCCUUUUUUGGGGGGGGGGAGGGGAGAGUGCUCCAAAUGCGUGGUUCUGACGAGAAAAGGUGGUCGAAAACCAUGAAUUCUCGAUAGAAACAGGGGAUUGAAGGGAAUGAUGUUACAGUUGAAAACCUCACAGUCCUUUCAGCAACAAACCUUGAAACAAACUGACUCAACUUGAAGAUUUUGCCUUCGAGAAAAUCCUCAAAAGUAUCGUUUAAAAGAGAUAAAAAUAACCGUGAAGUAUCAAGCUUUGCGGAGUUAAUGAGCAGGACAGCAUGCACUUUAAAGAUAUGAAAUUCGACGUUAAUUUUGUAAGUACUGAGAAUAGUGGUGAACUAAAAUGAACAAGGAAAAUUUAUUUUCCCGAUCGUCUCAAAGAAGGAAGGGGUGUCUUGAACCACCCCAAGCCCCCCGCCCCCCACACACACCCCGAAGUCUUAUCCUCUCUGCAAUCCCUGGUAGCAGUGUAGUUACAAAACAUUUGAAGUUAAGAGGUACGACUUAAUGCCUUACAAGUUACGUGGGAUUGUUUCCACGGCUGCAUUAUCCUUCACGUAGGUUAUGUUUCUACUUCUCAUUAAAUGCCUGAAAUUUAAGCCGUUAUUGGUGAAUCGUACGUUUAAUUCGAGCAGCUGCCGUUCUUUUCGAUGAAAGCCACAAGAAACGGACGUCUUAUCCGUACUGAGGUUUCAAGGUUAGUGUAAUUAGGAUACACUGAUUUAGCCGGCGUCACAUCACACAUGCGCAAUGUAUAUGUAAGGUACAAGCUCCAUGCGUAAGCGUAGUGUUAUUUACGGUGGAUCAAAAGCCAUAAUGCUCUUCAGUGGAUUCAUUUGCAACAUAUAUGUGUAGCCUUCAGAGUCCUUUAUUUGUAUUUAUUUUUUUAUUUUUCAUUGCUUUUAACCCUAAAAACAACAACAAAAACAAACACCGGGCAAAUGCGACGGCUAUACGAAUAUGCUGCAAAUGGAACACACAAUUCACCACAAGUAAGUCUUUGCGUACACUAUACCGGUCAAGUAUGGAAAUCUAUUCACACGGCGCCAAAGAGAAACAGAAACCUAUCCGAUAUAUGACGAUCCACUUUCAAAGUCUAGCGCGACGCACAGGCGUUACGGAAACCCCUCGUUGAAAUCAUCGCGCUUAUGUGUGACCAGAAGCACUAUGCAGUUACGGUUUUCGUACCGGGGAAAGAGCUAUCCGGCAUAGUUCUUCACAAUAACUACGAUAAGGCAAAUUAAAACUAGCCUACAACAUAGGCGUUAUUUUGGGGUGUCUUCUAGGUGAGCAAAAGCAAGCCCGAAGUGAGCGGGAAGCGCUAGACACCCGCCACGGGGGAAGGCGCAAAAAAAAAAGCUAAAUUUUUCUUUUUCUCCGCAGAGGCUUCCCCCGAGCGGAGGACGAUGGGAAGAGGGAAAAGGCGGGAACCUCUCUCCUUCGUUCGGCAUUCGAUUCUAUCGUCCUGGCCCCGGUUAUUCAAAAGAUGAAUAACGCUACCCACUAGAUAAGUCUCUAUCCAGGGGAUAGCGCAAUCGUUUUUCCUAAUACUUAUCCAACCUCGUUCCCAGGGUUCUCUCGGUAGGAGAGAACCCUGGGAACGAGGUUGAUACUUCUCCACUCGAUAGUGAUUUAUUCACUGGAUAGCGCUAUCCACGUUUCAACAACUGGAGCCAGAACCAUUUCCCUUCUUACUUACACGUACAUAAAAUUCCGUAGUCUCUAUUCAAAUUUCUGCUUUGCGAAUCUCUUUGUUUGUAAGUCGAAGUCUCUUCAAGUUAGGGGAAAAAAGGAAACUGAGAGUGGCAUAAGCGAGAAUCAAAUUCGGGGUGCUAGAUCCGAAACCCAUCGCCUAUACCACCUCACCAUGGAAUAUUCAACUGCCAAUAACCCUUUUGAUUAACAUAUACAUAUAGUGACAAAACUAAAACGAAAUUGAACAUUAACCAUUUCGAGUCAGUGCAUAUGCUAAUCACUGUAGUCAGUGCGCUUACUCCUGUACAGGGAAUUAUUUUGCGCAAACAUCACAAGGUGUCCAAUGUGGUUCUGGGCGAUGGAAUCCAAUCUCUAACCUCAUUUUUUUUCCUUCCCCUCCUUCCUCGCGCGAUUUCCUUCUCCCUUCUUCCCAGCCUUACCAUGAUACAAGAGAGAGAGCGCGCUUACAUAGUGAUUUUAAGACGCCUAUAAUGAAGCUAACCCCUUCGUUUAUUUUCCUCGGUCUUUGAGGAAGUACUGUAGGCCGGCUUAUGCACCUGGGACCAGUGCUAUCUUCUCACUAAACUAUUCUAACAUUUUUUCCCUAUCCAGAAAAGGAGUCGUCCGAGUUCAGUAUCUUCCUUAUGAAAUAAGAAAAAACCCAACCAAUCAUUGUCUUCAACCGAUACCAUUGAAUCAGGACGGAUGGAUUGACGUAUGCGGGCAGACAGACACCAUGUGCUUGAAACAUUGA
Molecule: messenger RNA, 5730 nt
Organism: Porites lobata
Lineage: Eukaryota; Metazoa; Cnidaria; Anthozoa; Scleractinia; Poritidae
Source: the annotation of a GenBank genome assembly